AUGAAUCWUCAUCCACUUCCGUCAUGGAGUCACAAUUCCGAUUGUUGCUCCUGGGACCAUGUUAGUUGCAGCAAAACCAGAACCGUCACCGAGCUCCACCUAUCCAACAUCACACAUACAUUGGACAAUCCGACCGCGGUGUUCUUUCAUGUCUUGACUCCGCUUUUCCAUAUCCGAUCAUUGAAACUACUUGAUAUCUCAUGGAAUUGGUUUGUAGGCGAUAUCCCAGGAGAUGGGUUUGGAAAUCUCACCCAACUGGUCCACCUUGACAUGAGUAAAAACGAGUUUAAGGGAUCCAUUCCCUACCAACUUUUUGGGUUAACGAACUUAUGUUACCUGGACAUGAGCUUAAAUAGGUUCGAGGGAAACUUUCCACCUGAAUUUUGGAAUUUGACUUCUCUUCGAGUUCUUCAUCUAAGAGACAAUGGGUUUAAUGGUAUUUUAAGCCCUGAAGUUGGUAAGCAUCAAAAUCUUGAAACGUUGCAACUUGAUGGUAAUUAUCUUACCGGAAACAUCCCAGAAGAGACUGGAAAUCUGACGAAGUUAAGAGAGCUUUCCCUUCAACGUAAUCAGUUCUCUGGUAGAAUCCCUUGUUCGAUUGCCAACAUGAAAGACUUGGAAAUACUUGAUUUAUCUAAUAACUCAUUCUCCAUGCAAAUUCCAAGUGGCAUAGGGAGCCUGCCCAACAUGACCACACUUGUCCUGCACAACAACCAGUUAACGGGUCCGAUACCAUCAUCGAUCCAAAACUUGAGCAACUUACGAACCCUUCUUCUCCAAGAGAACAAGCUAACUGGAGAAAUCCCAACUUGGAUAUUCAACAUCACAACAUUGAAGAGUUUGUUCCUUGGUGGUGGAAAAGGAAACAAGUUGAUUUGGAAUGACAAAGCAAAGAUUGUUCCAAGAUGUAACCUAACCCAUAUCUCUAUGCCUUCCUGUGAAAUUUCUGGCCAAAUUCCUGAAUGGAUUUCAACACAAAAGGUCUUGUAUUAUCUUGAUUUAAGCAUGAAUCAAUUGGAGGGAAGAUUCCCAUAUUGGCUCACCGAAAUGGACGUAGGACGCAUCAUCCUAUCCAACAACAACCUCACUAGAUCUAUCCCACAUCGCUUAUUUGAAUCUACAAGUUUAUAUUUUCUUACAUUGUCCAAGAACAAUUUUUCUGGGAAGUUGCCAGACAACAUCGGCAACGCCACAUUCAUGAGUGUGCUUAUGUUGUCAAGAAAUAAUUUUUCCGGACAAAUUCCAAUAUCCAUGUCCAACAUGCACGAACUCAUCAUUCUUGACUUGUCUGGAAACAAAUUUUCAGGYCACAAUCYCCMUGUUUCUAGCAAUAAUCYURRAUUGUAUUACUUAGACUUGUCAUACAACGAGUUCUCUGGUAACAUCCCAACCACUUUUCCUAUAAAUACCGUAGUUCUUUGUUUGGGUGGGAAUAAGUUUUCUGGCAAGCUGCCUUGGAAUYUUACUAAAUUGGUYAAUCUUSSACACCUCGAUCUUCAUGAYAAUGAUAUUACAGGAUAUUUCGGAGAUGCUCUUCCUGAAAGCCCAAAUCUUGAAGUUCUAGUUCUUAGAAACAAUUCCUUUGAAGGAUCUAUCCCAACAACAAUCUCCAACUUCACUAAUCUUCGAAUCCUUGAUCUCUCUGAGAACAAGCUAACAGGCUACAACCUCGUGUGUUUCUCGUAA
Molecule: messenger RNA, 1686 nt
Organism: Cynara cardunculus var. scolymus (artichoke)
Lineage: Eukaryota; Viridiplantae; Streptophyta; Magnoliopsida; Asterales; Asteraceae
Product: probable leucine-rich repeat receptor-like protein kinase At1g35710
Exons: 2
Coding region: 1-1686 (561 amino acids)
Molecular function (GO): protein binding
Source: RefSeq, a predicted model, not a curated record